AUGGCCAUUGGAGAUGGGACAAAUCAAACCAUCGUUAUAGAAUUAAUUCUUCUAGGAUUUGGUGAUCUUCAGCAUCUAGACAUGGUUCUUUUUCUGCUGUUUCUAGUGAUAUAUAUCUUUACCAUGGUUGGGAACAUUCUCAUCAUAGCAUUAGUUGUAUUAAACCCUAAUCUUCACACACCCAUGUACUUUUUCCUUGGGAACCUGUCCUGCUUGGAGACGUUCUACACAUCAACCAUCUUGCCCAAAGUUAUUGUCAUCUUCCUGACUGGGGAGAAAGCCAUUUCUAUUCCUGGCUGCAUUGCCCAAUUCUAUUUCUUUGCUGCACUUGUAGUUACAGAAUGUGGCCUCCUAGCCAUGAUGUCUUACGACAGGUACACAGCAAUAUGCAAACCAUUACAUUAUUCAACCUUGAUGAAUAUGAAGGCUUGUCUUUUCAUGGCAAGUGGGUCAUGGCUUAAUGGGUUUCUGGCAAUGUCAGUAAUGAUGUAUCUGAUGACAAGGUUGCCCUUCUGUGUCCCCAACGAAAUUGACCAUUUCUUUUGUGACCUUACCCCUGUAGCGAGAAUCUCCUGCAGUGAAGCACAAAGAUUUGAACUGAUGGGAUUCAUAUUCUCAACCAUAUUUACCCUGCCUCCCUUUUUAUUGACUCUCACAUCAUACAUGUUUAUCAUCAUUGCCAUCUUGAGGAUCCCAUCAACCACUGGCAGGAAAAAGGCCUUCUCCACAUGCUCUUCUCACCUUCUUGUGGUUACAAUCUAUUAUGGGACUCUAAUCACUGUCUAUGUGCUCCCAAAUACUGAAAAUAUACGGAAGCUAAACAAAGUGUUCUCUGUUUUUUACACCAUCCUUACACCCUUAAUCAAUCCCCUCAUAUACAGCCUGAGGAACAGAGAGGUGAAAGAGGCUCUUAGGAAAUCUAUUGGUAAACUCAUUCAUGGCAUAAGACCCCAGAAAUUCAAAUCUUUGUCUUUAGAAUAG
Gekko japonicus is the source of this 981-nucleotide messenger RNA. RefSeq names its product olfactory receptor 5B21-like. The record is from RefSeq and is a predicted model, not a curated record. Bases 1 to 981 code for a protein of 326 amino acids. NCBI's taxonomy places the organism in Eukaryota, Metazoa, Chordata, Lepidosauria, Squamata, Gekkonidae. Gene Ontology annotation, cellular component: membrane. Gene Ontology annotation, biological process: G protein-coupled receptor signaling pathway. The transcript has a single exon. Gene Ontology annotation, molecular function: G protein-coupled receptor activity; olfactory receptor activity.